Messenger RNA from Oncorhynchus kisutch (coho salmon), 2119 nucleotides. RefSeq names its product melatonin receptor type 1B. Gene Ontology annotation, cellular component: plasma membrane. Gene Ontology annotation, biological process: G protein-coupled receptor signaling pathway. The record is from RefSeq and is a predicted model, not a curated record. Gene Ontology annotation, molecular function: melatonin receptor activity. Lineage: Eukaryota; Metazoa; Chordata; Actinopteri; Salmoniformes; Salmonidae. The transcript is spliced from 2 exons. Bases 294 to 1034 code for a protein of 246 amino acids.
GUAAGGUCUAUACUUGUUGUAUUCGGCGCAUUUGACAAAUAAAGUUUGAUUGAUUUGAUAUGAACCCUAGCCGCAAUCUUAACCCUUAGCUCUAGCUCGAACCCUUUCCCUUGAUAAAGGACCAAUAAUCUAAUGUGUUGUUGUCUCUCUCCCCUGUAGGGAACGUGUUUCUGGUGAGCCUGGCCUUUGCUGACCUGGUGGUGGCCUUCUACCCCUACCCCCUGGUGCUCUACGCCAUCUUCCAUGACGGCUGGUCGCUGGGAGAGACACAAUGCAAAGUCAGUGGAUUCCUGAUGGGCCUGAGUGUCAUCGGCUCCAUCUUCAACAUCACCGGCAUCGCCAUCAACCGCUACUGCUACAUCUGUCACAGCUUUGCUUAUGAUAAGCUCUACAGCUACCGCAACACCCUCCUACUGGUGGGGCUCAUCUGGCUCCUCACCAUCCUGGCCAUCAUACCAAACUUUUUCGUAGGCUCACUCCAGUACGACCCCAGGGUGUAUUCGUGUACCUUUGCUCAGGCCGUCAGUACAUCGUACACCAUCACUGUGGUGGUGAUUCAUUUCUUCGUGCCCAUCGCCGUGGUUACCUUCUGCUACCUGAGGAUCUGGAUCCUGGUCAUACAGGUGAGGAGGAAGGUGAAGUCAGAGGUGAAGUCUCGACUCAAACCCAGCGACAUGCGCAAUUUCAUCACCAUGUUUGUGGUGUUCGUGCUCUUCGCCAUCUGCUGGGCGCCGCUCAACUUCAUUGGGCUGGCCGUGGCCAUUGACCCGGAGACGGUGGCGCCACGGAUCCCCGAGUGGCUGUUCGUGGUCAGCUACUUCAUGGCGUACUUCAACAGUUGCCUUAACGCCAUCAUCUACGGCCUUCUCAAUCAGAACUUCCGUAAGGAAUACAAACGAAUUAUCAUGGCCAUGUGGAUGCCUGGUCUGUUCUUCCAGGAGGCGUCACAGGGGGGUACAGAGGGUAUGAGGAGCAAGCACUCGCCCAGACUGGGACUCAACAACAACGAUCACGUCAAAGGAGAGGCUUUGUGACGUUGACGCCAAGGUUCUCUACUCCUUUCCCAUGUGUUUUGUUUAUUUUUUCAGUCGUGGAGUGCCAUUUCUCUAUUAUAUCUCACUGACUGCACAGUUGUGCUGUUACCAAAGCCUCAAUGAACUCUCGGAAUGGUGCGGAUUAAAAAGAAAGAAAAGAGAGAAAGAGAGAGGUGUUGACUGAUGAUAACUGACUCUGUUAUUCACAAUUCAAAGAGUGCCAUUCAUGAAGCAUACAGUAUACACUACAUUACCAAAGUAUGUGGACACCUGCUCAUCAAACAUCUCAAUCCAAAAUCAUGUGCAUUAAUAGAGAUUUGGUCUCACCUUUGCUGCUAUAACAGCCUCCACUCUGAUGGGAAAGCUUUCCACUAGAUGUUGGCACAUUGCUGCGGGGACUUGCUUCCAUUCAGCAACAAGAGCAUUAGUUAGGUCGGGCACUGAUGUCGGGCGAUUAGACCUGGUUCACAGUCGGAGUUCCAAUUAAUCCCAAAAAUGUUUGAUGGGGUUGAGGUGAAAACCAGUACCAGAUCGUUAUUGUUCCUCCACCAAAGUUUACAGUUGGCACUAUGCAUUGGAGCAGGUAGUGUUCUCCUGACAGCUACCAAACCCAGAUUCCUCCGUUGGACUGCCAGAUGGUGAAGAGUAAUUCAUCACUCCAGCAAACUCGUUUCCACUGCUCCAGAGUCCUAUGUCGGCAAGCUUUACACCACUCCAGCCGGUGCUUGGCAUUACGGAUUGGUAAUCUUAUGCUUGUGUGCUGCUGCUUGGCCAUGGAUGAACAGUUAUUGUGCUGACGUUGCUUCCAGAGGCCAUUUGGAACUGGGUAGUGAGUGUUGCAACAGAGGACAGGCGAUUGUUCCACACUACGCUCUUCAGCAAUCGGUAGUCCCGUUCUGUGAGCUUGCCUAUCACUUUGCGGCUGAGCCGUUGUUGCUCCUAGAUGUUUUCACUAAAACAGCACUAACAGUUGACCGGGGAAGCUCAAGCAAGGCAGAAAUUUGACUUGUUGGAAAGUUUGGCAUCCUAUGAUGGUGCCACGUUUAAAGUCACUUAGCUCUUCAUUAAAGCCAUUCUACUGCCAA